Messenger RNA from Daldinia decipiens, 1216 nucleotides. RefSeq lists its product as uncharacterized. The transcript has 3 exons. Bases 200 to 793 code for a protein of 197 amino acids. The record is from RefSeq and is a predicted model, not a curated record. Lineage: Eukaryota; Fungi; Ascomycota; Sordariomycetes; Xylariales; Hypoxylaceae.
UCUGCUGUCCUUCCCACAGCCCGCAGCCCGCAGCCCAACGCAUCUUUCCGAACCACAGUUUUGUUUUAAACGAUCUGAUAUGAAGACGAACCUUCGAAUUCGUCUUAAAAGGGAUACACAUAGCUGAAGGACUGGAAAUACCUUCUCCUCUUUUGCUGUUUCUUUUUCUCUUCCUCUCUACCCCGGGUUCGCAAUCGCCAUGACGCGCCCGAUUGUCUAUAGCGUCGCCCUCGGCGUCUUUGUGUGUACAACGGUCAUGACCAUAGUGUCUAUCUUGACGCCGCAUUGGGUCACGUAUUCCGUCACCGCAGACACGGGCUCGACGUUUAAGAAAUACAUUGGACUUCACCAGAGUUGCUCCUCCGUCGACGAUCCCUCGUGCCGACCCUUCCCUAACGACGACGACUGCCGCGAUGACCAGUUCUUCUGCUCCAUGUGGAGGAGCAGCGGAUUCCUAAUCUCAUUUGCCACCAUCGUUGAGCUCGCAACCCUUAUUACCUUCCUCGUCGUGAUGGCCGGCGGCAAGUACAAGCGCGAGACGGGAUGGAAGUUGAUCGGCUUCCUUUUGCUUGCCGACGCCGCCGUCGAGUUCGCGAGUAUGGGCAUCGUGGCCUAUCUCUUUGAUACUGAUUCCCAAUUCAUCAUUCCUGGCUGGUCCCUGGAUUGGUCUUGGAUCCUGUGUACCAUCAGCGGAUCCGUAUCUAUUCUGAUUGCGACAAGUCUGGCCGUCUCUGCCUGGUUACUGCCGCCCGAAGACGACUACGAAUAUCUCGAGGAUCCAACCGACGCCUAAAAAAUGAAACGGCUUAGGAUAUGUCAAGGUAUCCUAUAAAUGGCAGAUCAGGAGCAGAGCUCCAUUAAGGGGUUUAUAUAUAAGAGCCCCUAUAUCAGUAAAACGGAAGAUCGGUUACGAUUCUUAGUGAAGGCCUCAGUUAGUAAACAGUAAUGCGGUUUUCUUAUUAUACGGGCGUGCAGUAUAUAGGGCACGUGGCGUUUUAUUAAGGGGUUUGCUUCGGCUGCAUAAGACGCAUAGCCAUUGUCUAAAUUGAAUUUGAUACUCGAACAAGUGUUCACGAUCACGGAAGCUUGGAUGGCAUAGUUCACUAAGUGACCACGGAAGAAAUAACGUAUUGAUAUGUAUCAAAUUUUGCAAUUGGGUAUCCUUUGCGUAGAACGUGCGCGGUCUAUCUAUUAUUAUGAUCAGUGAUAAUACACG